This is a messenger RNA of Eruca vesicaria subsp. sativa (arugula), 189 nucleotides long. The record is from the annotation of a GenBank genome assembly. NCBI's taxonomy places the organism in Eukaryota, Viridiplantae, Streptophyta, Magnoliopsida, Brassicales, Brassicaceae.
AUGGAGAAAACAUAUUUUGACGUAACAAACAACACAAAGGUGGCAGCGUUCACGGAAUUAGGGUUGAAAGAAGCGAAGGAUCUUGUUGAGAAAGCUCCUGUUGUUGUGAACACUGGUCUUACCAAGGAGGAAGCUGAGAAGAGUAUGGAGAAACUUAAAGCUGUUGGUGCUACUGUUUCUUUGGAAUGA